CAUACUUGCAUUUUACUACCAAAUAAUUACCAUUCAAAACGUAAACUGACCUUCUACAGUGAGAUGUGAUCAAACUCCCCUCUUUCAUCCCACCAUGAUGUUGCUUCACUUCCACACUGCAGCAGCUUCUCUUUUCCUUCCCCUUCUCCUCUUCUCCUCCUCACCUUGCACGGCUGAUGUGAGGCACUUGAUCAACUGCGGCUCCUCCUCCACCGCUGCCUCCACCACCACCGGCCAAACAUUUGUCGGAGAAGAUGCAGUCACCUUCUCUCGUCACAGGAGCCGUGUCGCCUCGUCAGCAGACCCGUCUGAACUCUUGUACAAGACAGCAAGAGUUUUCACAAAACCGUCAACCUAUGAUUUUAACUUGGCACCAGAAUUCGACACUUACUUUGUAAGAUUACAUUUCUAUGCUUUCUCUUCUUUACUUGCUAAUGCAAAAUUCAAUGUCUCGGCAUCUGGGCAUAUGCUGCUGCCUGGAUUCAGCCUUGGGAAUAUAUCAAGAAAUUCUUCAACAAUCAAGGAGUUCAUCCUCAGAGUCAACCAAACAAGGAGCUUUAAAAUUUAUUUUUUCCCCAAUCCAUCAGCUUCAGCUUUUAUCAAUGCCAUAGAAGUGUUAUCCACAACUUCAAACAUCACAAAAAGUAGAGUUCGACCUUCUGUAACACCUGCAGGAAGCAUGAGAGAGUACAAGGGUCAAAACACUAUAGCUCUUGAAACAAUUUACAGGAUUAAUGUUGGAGGUAGGGAGGUAAAAUCAUCAAGUGAUCACACCCUUUGGAGGACUUGGGAGGAAGAUGAUACGUAUCUCAUCAACAAGAGUGAUGCACAAAAUACAAGUAAAGAUCAUCUGGGUUCAACAAACCCAGAUGAUGAUGCUCCACCCGCUGUUUACGAGACGGCAAAAACAUUAAAAGCUUCUGCCAAGAUUACCAACCUUACUUGGAAGUUCAGUGUGAAGAAAGGCACUCAGUACUUUGUUCGGGUGCAUUUCUGUGAUCUCCUAAGUUCUUCAGGUGUCCUUGAUACUUUUAGAUUAUACAUUUAUAGAGAUUUUAGUCAGGUGAUAGAUCCAUUGGAAGUCGAACUGAAUUCUCCUUUUCACAAGGAUUAUGUUGUAGAGUCAGAUGAUCUAGAGUUUCUGAACAUAAGUGUAGGACCAAACAAUGCAACAUCAGAAAAUAAUAAUUUUCUUUUCUUGAAUGGGGUGGAAAUUAUGCAGGUGAAGAAUGAAACUGCUUCAGAACCCCGGUUAGGUAAUGAUUCACACCGAAAGCUCAUAGUAUUAGUCAGUUUGGUUGCAUCUGCAUCUGUAGUUGCCUUGACAGUAGUUCUGGCAACUAUUCUUGUCUGUCUUUGUCUGAGAAAGAGGAGAAAGAAUCGUACUGAAUCAUUUGAAUGGGGAAAUUUACCACUGCAUGGUGGAACAAGUUCUCACAACAGGGGCUCAGAAACCUCAUCUUCCCAUGCAACAACUUUUCAGAACCUACAGUUAGGUUUAAGGAUACCCUUAAUUGAGAUUCAACGAGUAACUAACAAUUUUGAUGCAAGUUUAAUCAUUGGUGAAGGUGGGUUUGGGAAGGUAUACAAAGGCACGCUGAAAAACGGGAUAAUAGUGGCAGUGAAACGAGGCAGCCUAGAUCAUGGGCAAGGAGUAGCCGAAUUUCAGACAGAAAUCAUGAUUCUGUCAACAAUUCGCCACCGUCAUCUUGUUUCCUUGAUAGGUUACUGCAGUGAGAAUGGUGAGAUGAUACUGGUUUACGAGUUUAUGGCAAAAGGGACACUAAGAUAUCACCUGUAUGACUCUAAAGAGGGUACCAGUUCAUCUACCCGAGGAAUGCUGACUUGGCAACAAAGGGUACAGAUCUGCAUAGAGGCUGCAAAGGGUAUUCAGUACCUUCACACUGGUACAAACAAGGGAAUCAUUCAUCGUGAUGUAAAAUCCACGAAUAUAUUGCUUGAUGACAAUUAUGUGGCUAAGGUUGCUGAUUUUGGGCUAUCAAGAUCGGGGUAUUUGGAAGAAACUCAUGUAAGUGUAUCAGAUGUGAAGGGAACUUUUGGUUAUCUAGAUCCAGAGUAUGCUAUAUGCCUGCAGCUGACAGAAAAAUCUGAUGUGUAUGCUUUUGGUGUGGUUCUUUUUGAAGUACUCUGUGCAAGACCUGCUUUAGAUCCGUCACUGCCGAAGAAGCAAGUCAAUUUAGCUGAUUGGGCAAUGGCGUGCUAUGAAAGGGGACAGCUUGAGACAAUAAUCGAUCCACUGAUCGCAGGUGACAUCGACCCUAAUUCCCUGAAGAAGUUCUGUGAGAUAACAGAAAGAUGUUUGAAAAAAGAUGCAUCGGAGAGACCUCCAAUGUCGGACGUAUGUUGGGGUUUGGAAUACGCCCUACAGCUUCAGAAAGCGGCUUCUGAAAGAGUGCUGUUAGAUGAUACCAUCACAGAUGUUUCCUUGAACAUGCCAUUACCAGCUGUACGGCGCUUUCCUUCUCAGAGCAUUGCUGAUGACGAAUAUGACGAUGAGUUAUUAGACACUAGUAAUACUGGAGAAGUAUUCUCGCAGUUGGCAUUUGAUGAUGGCACUGCGAGAUAGAUAAUAUCAAAUUGUUCAAGACUUCAAGCCUUCAAGGUGACUGUUUACUUCCAGAUUUCCAAGCUUCAGCUCAUAACUGAUACUCCCUCCGUCCCAUUUUCUUCUUUAUGUAUUCCGUUUAGGGCGUCCCAUUUUGUUCUUUACAUUGAGAAUCUUCCUUUUAUAUUAUCCAUUUUGUUCUGCCAAAAGUUGUGCCUAAAGAUUAUUUUAACCAAUUAAAUCCAUUGGCCAGUUAAUUUCUCA
Spinacia oleracea (spinach) is the source of this 2830-nucleotide messenger RNA. RefSeq names its product probable receptor-like protein kinase At2g23200. Gene Ontology annotation, biological process: protein autophosphorylation. Gene Ontology annotation, cellular component: plasmodesma; plasma membrane. The record is from RefSeq and is a predicted model, not a curated record. The transcript has 2 exons. The coding region runs from base 95 to 2587 and encodes 830 amino acids. Gene Ontology annotation, molecular function: ATP binding; transmembrane receptor protein tyrosine kinase activity. Lineage: Eukaryota; Viridiplantae; Streptophyta; Magnoliopsida; Caryophyllales; Amaranthaceae.